CAAAUAUCUUUCUCUUUGAUUACUUGAUCUAAACAUUGUUUCUACAUAUAUAUGUAGUUUAUUAUGUUUUAAAAAUCUCAUAAAAUCGGUGAAUUAAUGGAAAACGCAAUUACACUGCAUAUUAAUAAACAUUUCAUUGAAAGUGUUUGCAAUUUGAAAAUUUUAUACAUUUGAAAGUAGAUAAACGAAACUUUCUUUUUUGUAUAUGUGAAUAUUCGAUUACAACAUCGCAUUACGUAUGUUUAACUCAGUUUAUGGGAGUGAAGCCAGGUGUAAACAAAGUAGCGCCGGCAUCGUAUAUUGAAUGUUCUAGAUGUCGACGCGCAAUACGCGUGAUCAUGAUAUUUUGGCAUUGAAUAUUACAAGAUGGAACGUCUAUCUCAUGACUUAAACCUGGCGCUAGAAGAAAGUAACUGCGGCAGGCAGGAGCGUAGGAAGCUAGGGUUCCGGAGACGCACCAGGUCUGCGGGGAAUCUGCCUGCCGCAGUAACAGUGAGCCUGGUUGAUGAUGGCAGCUCCAGCAGCCCCCCACAAGCACCUCUCAUCACCCAACCAUUGUCUGACUCUGAUGAACCUCAUGUCAACAUCCACACAUCAACGAUUAAGACUCGACACUACUGUCAAAUUGGCAAUUUCGAGUCUGAUUCAUUCAAUGAAAACUUCUCCCCCACUCGACCGGCGAAUACAAGGAGAAAACGGAAAUUUAAGAAGAUGCCUGUGGACUAUUCCGAUGGGAAGCACUCACCACCCAUUGAAAUAUUGAGCGUCAGUGCGGAACCAAAUGCCUUGCCAGCUACAAUAACACACCAUGCACCGCGGCUCUCUCCUCUUAUACAUGUUUCUAAACAUAAGCAAGAGAGAAAUGCAUUUUGUGGUAAACGAAAAUGGUCGCACAGGGACAAAGGUGACUCUUGCGAGAUGAGGGAACGAUCAUUCAGCGGCGGCUGCUCUUCGAAAUCUGUGUUUUUCAAAAACGAUUUCAAAUCAAGAAAACAUGAUAGUGAAAAAAAACGAAAAGAGUCUCUUUUACAGCCUGGGAAGAUCAUCCUCAAAUCGCAAAAUCCAGAUGGAGUUAAACCUUCGGGUUUUAUGAAUACUCCAUCUCUGCCAGGCAGUUCGAGUUUCAACUUUGUGUACAAAAACUCUAAAAACGGCACACCUACUUUAUCAAAAGUCACUGGCUAUAAAAUAACCACUGAUUUGCCACCAUCCUUCAAUCCAUCAUGCAGUAGUAGCCAUGGGAAAAACAACAGAAAAAUUAAAGUUCUAAAUAAGUCAUAUCCACAGAGUUCACUACGGAACCCUUUGAAUUUUGAUGAUAAUAAUGCAGGCAUGGAUUGUGGGAACGAAAGUAGCUCUCUCAGUAGCAGCGAUUCAGAUGGAGGUGAGCAUAAUGAAACUGACGGAGAAGGUGACGAUGAACUCACAGAUUGGCCUGGAAUAGAAGAACUGAAGGUUUUCAACAAGAGCCUCACAUUUAAAUCUUCCAAAUCGGUUAACAAUAAUUUUACUAAAUCUAUAAGUAACAUGCCUCCACCCAAGAGAUUAAAGAAAGAGUGCGGACAUACACAAAAUUUCUGGGCGGGGUCCAAGAACAGGUUUAAAAAAAAGCGCGCGAAAGUAGACUUGGGAAACGAUGAUGACGCUAUGAUGUCCGAUUCGCGAACUAUUGUCGACGUCGAUGACGAUUCAAGAGACCCAAAAGAGGUUUUACCCCAUUCCUCCUUCACGACUUUUAGCGAUCUAAAAAAUGCCGGUCCAUCCGCCGCGAACACGGACGAAACGUUUUUUCAUUCAUUUCAAGCGUUUCAAGAGAAGGCUGAGGGCAAAGAUGGGUUCGUUACGACACCGCGAACGAAUUUCUCACUUCAGAAAACGUCGUCGAGUGAUCUCAACUUGAGCGAGAAGUCGCCGCAGAGCGAUCAUUGUUACAGUGAACAUUCUAUGGGCAACACUGCAGUGACGGAAGUGAGGGAAAUACGGGCUGGAUGCAGGCGAAUAAGGGAAGAAAGACCGGGUUUCUUGAUACUCAGUGCGGCUAAUGAGCAAUUGUCCAGAUUCCUGCAGGACUCCUGCCAGACUGAACUGAAAUUGCCUAGCCUACAGGAUCCGGAAGAGAAAGAAAAGUUGGAAUCGCUCGCGAAACUUUACUCAUUGGAGAUGCAGGUGGAUUUGGGAAGACCGGUAUUGAGAAAGACUAGUAACACAAUGCAAGCUGUCCGUGUAGAGAACUCGUACUACAAUUUUCCCUCGGACCACAAAAGACGUUGCUACGGCGAAGAGGCGGACUCCAGCCUCAGCCUGAGUGAUCCCAACUCGGUCAGUUCGAUCAAUGACCUGGAACAAGACUUCGACAAAAACUGUGAUACACUCAAGAAAAACGAUAAAAGCAUUCACAUAAGCGAUAUCAAUGAUGCUUUGAUUGAUAAGACCUUAUUGCAUCAUCCGGGGGAUUUGGAUUAAUCUUUUUCUAAGUGAAAUGGUCUAACACUUAUUACUGGAGGAGAGAAAACAUGGUAGUAAGUGAUAAGGUUGAACUCCUAGUUCCAAAGCAAUGAUACAUAUAAAAAAUAAUAUACUUGUACACACAAUAUCUCUAAAAUGUUUUUCAUAACCCUGAAUGAUAACUGUAGAAGGUGAUCUAAUCUGUACUAUACUAAUAUUAUAAAGCUGAAGAAUUUGUUUGUUUUUUUAUUUGAACGCAUAAAUCUCAGGAACUAUUGGUCCGAUUGGAAAAUUUAUUUCAGUGUUAGACAGCCUAUUUAUUGCGUAAGGCUAUAUAUCUACCACGGGCGAAGCCGGGGCGGACCGCUAGUUAGUUAUAAAGUUGUGGAUUGCCGUUGUCAACAAAACAUUGUUGAUUGUCUUACAUGUUAUGUUUAGCCAAAUGACUAAAAGCUAAUUCGCUUUACAUCAGUAGCGAGACAAAUUAUAUGGUCUAUGGGAAUAUUUUGAGGCUACAAAAUAGUUUAGUUAAACUAUUGCUUGAUAUACCAAUAGAACUUUAUUGUGUAAGGAAAUAUUUGCAGAUAUAUGACUCCAUUGACUUAUAUAAAAAAUAAUGUUUUAUAAAUAAAUAUUUCUUGUUAAAAUAAAUGGUGUUAUAAAUGUUACACUUUUGAUAUUUAUCAUGAAAGUUAAAUAUACAAUUUUCCCUACGGUUAAUUGAUUUUGGACGUUAUUUUAAUGACGCAAAUGUCAAAAUCCAAUUAUCCGUAGGCAAAUCGUCAUUCUUAAAAUGUUACAUACAGUGUAGGUAUCGUUGAAGAAAUACAAUGUAAAUAAGAUGUAUUUCAUUAAUUUGAUUCUUUUCAAUUAGAAAAAGUAGUCACUGUUUGUUAUUGGUCGGACCAUGGUUUAAUAAUCCAUGUUUACGAUGUUUUAACUCUCUGUGUUGAUAAUAAGUAAAUAAAUCGAUUUAGAAUGCGAAAAUUUUCGAAUAGUACAUUCAAGGUUGUCUCUUCUAACAGCAAAGCAUUAGAAUGAUCAAUCGUUUUGAGUGGGGAAAAAUCAUUUAUAUGGCCACUUUAAAAUUUCAUUGGUUUAGAAGAUUUGAUAAAAUUGAUCUCGAAUUUGGACGUAGGAAAAUUAGAUUUUCAAAUCUUGAAGCGUAACAUAAUAUGUAAAAACUAAACAUAUGUGUCUUAUUAUGUUUAAUUUUAUUAUGUGUAAGGUAUAAAGUAGCAUACGAAUGGUUUUAUUUAAAACAUAUCUUAGUUUAUUCAUUAAUUUGUAUAUUAACAAAUUUAAACAAUAACUUAACGUUAAUUUAAUAAGAUAAACGUUUGUUAAUCAUAGAUAUUACAAAUCAGUAAUGUUAUAGUUAUUCUUCCGUUUCCCAUUAAUUUAGACAAAACUACGAACAAAGUUAAGAUUCUAUUAAUGUACGGCAGAUAAAAAAAAGAUAACUUUAUAAUAAAUUUUGUUAAUUAAUUUCAAACGUUUUAACUUUUGUUUAGGGACCAAGUUUCUUUUCAUUAUUUUUUUUUUAUUUUAACAAUAACACAUACUAAAAAUUAAUCCAGCUAUUAAAAUGUUUAACAAAGGAAUAUGUUAGUUCAUAAGAUAUAAUGAUCUAUCAAAUUUUGAUCAUUAUUCUAUAGGAAAGAUUAUUUGAAAUAGACGAUUUGACGUAAUAGCGGAAAAAAACUUAUUUCAUCAUAAUUUCUAAGGUGAGCCCUUAACGAAAGUCGUUGAAAGAUGAAACCUAUUAUUUGUAAUUUUUUAGUUUACUCAACUCAUUUUUGGUAUUUUUAAGUUCCUUUAGAUUUGUGAUCUCUGCAUAUGAUUGUGCAUUAUACAGAUGAUAUUCAUUGUAUGGAAUGAAAUAAACAAACUAGAUUCGGCAUCACUAAAGCAACAUUCAUAUGCGCGGACAUAAUGUAUUGUAAAAUACUGCCAUAUCUUUCGAAUGCAUUGUAAAUAGUUAUGUACCUGUAUUUUACUGAAUUCACCAAUAAUAUUUGAUACUGUUGAGCAAUUGUAAAAUUUAAACCUAUACGUACGAGUUUAGAUCGUUAGUUUUCUCUGUGAAUAUAUUAUAAUGGUUGUAUUGAUUGAAUAAACAAAAAUAAUUAUACUUUUUUAAAAAGU
Molecule: messenger RNA, 4593 nt
Organism: Zerene cesonia (dogface butterfly)
Lineage: Eukaryota; Metazoa; Arthropoda; Insecta; Lepidoptera; Pieridae
Exons: 5
Coding region: 367-2463 (698 amino acids)
Source: RefSeq, a predicted model, not a curated record